Cylas formicarius (sweet potato weevil) is the source of this 411-nucleotide messenger RNA. RefSeq names its product zinc finger protein 2-like. The record is from RefSeq and is a predicted model, not a curated record. The transcript is spliced from 2 exons. NCBI's taxonomy places the organism in Eukaryota, Metazoa, Arthropoda, Insecta, Coleoptera, Brentidae. Gene Ontology annotation, cellular component: chromosome. The coding region runs from base 1 to 411 and encodes 136 amino acids. Gene Ontology annotation, molecular function: chromatin insulator sequence binding. Gene Ontology annotation, biological process: regulation of transcription by RNA polymerase II.
AUGGAAGCCGUUUCAGGUUACCGGUACAUUUGCAACAAGUGCGGCAAGGCGUACAAGGCGAAGCGGUCGUUGUCGAGACACCUGAAGUACGAGUGCUCGAAAGUGCCGUCCUUUCAGUGUCCCGUCUGUUUCACCAAGUCGUACCAGAAGUGUCACAUCAAGAUGCACAUGUACAUUAAACACCCGGAUCAGUGCAACAUGGACAUAAUCGAUUUGCAGCACUACCUAGAUGGUUAUCGUUGCCUGGUCUGCAGCAGAAUCUACCGGCAGUCCUGCUCGCUAAGCAGACACGUAAAGUACGAGUGUCAGAAGGAGCGCUCGUUCCGGUGCCCUUUCUGUCCAUACGCGUCCCACCAGAAGGCACCGCUCAUCAAGCACCAGCAGAAAAAGCACGCCCAACUUUCGUCUUAG